Molecule: messenger RNA, 1340 nt
Organism: Labeo rohita (rohu)
Lineage: Eukaryota; Metazoa; Chordata; Actinopteri; Cypriniformes; Cyprinidae
Gene: spp1
Product: secreted phosphoprotein 1
Exons: 8
Coding region: 104-1039 (311 amino acids)
Biological process (GO): cell adhesion; ossification
Source: RefSeq, a predicted model, not a curated record
ACAUAGCAAGAUCUCAUCUGAUAAACGGGACCUCAGUCUAUCCUCAGACUUAGUCAAAGAACUUCACAUUUCUCAAAGAGAAAGAGACUAUUCUACACAGAAAAUGAAGACUGUUAUUGUUUUAACUCUCCUCAUCGCCACAGUCUUCUGUCUGCCUGUGAAGCGCACAGCAAGCAGUUCAGAGAGCUCUGAAGAACUUGUGGCUGUUCAACGGCCACCUCCUAUUCUGCGAAAAGCUGCUGAUGUUAUGUUCCAGGCAGAACCUACACAGACCGCGGCAGCAGAAUCCAAUGAAAGCACAGACAGUGCAGAUGACACUGAGGAUGCAGAUGAGGAAUCUGAAACAGAUGAGAAGGAGGAGAACGAUACUGAUUCCAGUGAGAGUGAAUCUGGAGAAACUGCGACCACCGCUGUCCCAUCCACAGCAGAGCCCUCGCUGGACCCCAUCAUCAACACAGGCCGGGGAGACAGCAUGGGCUACCCUAGCGACUACAAAAAAGCCAUUGUUUACGUGGACGCAAACGACGUCGAAAAAAUACCUUCCCCAUACAAGUCCUACAGCAGCGACAAGUUGGGCGGCUUGACAUUUGUGAGCAAGAAAACUUCUGCCUAUGACGACCAGAGCAUCAAUGAUGUAGAGAAAGAAAUUAAACUGUACAAGGCUCUGCAGGUGCAUGAUACUCUUCUGGAGGAUGAGGGCACCAGCACCCCAGAGGUGGAGAACAUGGAGCCAAACGACCGCCAGGCUCCUCUGGGAAACCAAGAGGUCGUUCCCACCGACAAUCAGGACGCUACAGCUGAGUCCAACAGCGAGGGGGCAAGUGCUGGCGACACAAGCAGCGACAGCGCAAGCGCCAGUGCCAGCCAGGAGCAAACUGAAGAAGAGUCAGAUAGCAGCCCGAGCAGCGAGGAGACCACAGCCACACCUGGAGCUGCAGACAGCGACGACGACUCCUCACAGAGCACAGAGAGCCAGGAGAGCAAUUCGGACGAGGAGACCGCUCAGACCACCGACGCGACCGUUAUCAUAGCAAAGUAAACGCAUCCGAGCACUAACCCUCAACGGGCUUUCGACAGAAACGAAUGCAAAUGUAUUAAGUGUAUGGUGCUUGGUGACUCACUCCACCUGAUGUUAGUGUGAGUUAGACAAACGGCAGAGCACAAAGAUACAGUACAUACAAGUUCUUGAACUGCUGCCGAACCUGUUAAGAUGCAGUUUCAUCUCAACAAUGUCUUCCUGUUCAUUGCACAAUUAUUUACAAUCUUAAUGUAAAUGUAAUUUUAUACUGCUCUAUGUAUGUAAUGACUGAUCAUUUAUAAAUAAAUUUUGUCCUAUAUCA